CGUCUAACUUGGUCUCGCUGCUGUUCCAUCUUGAUGGCAACAACGUCGCUGUAUUUUCAACAAUCGGUUGUUAUACUAUUUUUGCCAUAGCGUAAGCUGCCGUGCGACCAAAGCGGCUUAAUUUAUAGAAUUUAAUUCGCGCUAAGCUUUGCUGGCGUGCAAUAAUUUAUCAAGCAAAAUGUCACAGCCAUUGAGCAAAUUCAAAACGUUAUUCUUACUGUGGCUGUCCAUACAAUCGACGUUUGCUUUUCCCAUAGCGCAGUUGGACAAUGAACUGGUAGCUUACCCCACAACACCCAGCGAGGUGUUGCCCGUUGAGCCACUGUUAAUUUAUCCUGAGGAGCGUCAGCUGCUCUACCAGGCACGCAACUUUGCUGACGACGGAGAGCGGGAUAUAAUCUUUGUAAAACUGCUGGAGGACAAAUCAAAGGGCUACCGUCCCAAGCAGCAGCGUCUGGUUGAGAAGUUGCAGCAACGACGCAAGGAGCUAAGCCUUAAGGAUAUUUUCUUUGUCAAAGCGCGCACCAACGGACAAUUCAGUCACGAACGCCUGAAGGUUUAUCGACUGCCCGAGUUUUAUGCCAUCAGCGUGUUUCGCAAUGGCGAGAAGUAAACGGCAAACAGCCAACGGCCAGGCCAACGCACAAUGUGUUGCAAUUUUACGAUUGCAAGCUGAAGUUGUUUAAGUUAUAUAUGUA
Messenger RNA from Drosophila busckii, 698 nucleotides. RefSeq lists its product as uncharacterized. Bases 179 to 613 code for a protein of 144 amino acids. The transcript is spliced from 2 exons. Lineage: Eukaryota; Metazoa; Arthropoda; Insecta; Diptera; Drosophilidae. The record is from RefSeq and is a predicted model, not a curated record.